AUGAAUCAAGCUCUAUAUUUAAUUCUUCUUCUCAUUGCUCUCUGCUCCGUAUCUGAAUGUGUUCAGCGUCAGUAUCACUUUAUAAAUGAGAGGAAGACCUGGACUGAAGCUCAGAGAUACUGCAGAGAGAAAUACACAGAUCUGGCCACCGCUGACAACAUGAACGACAUGAACGAGCUGAUGAAGAGUGUGAAUGAUGGAGGUUUUCAGUAUGUCUGGAUUGGGCUGCAGAAGACGGGUCGUGAUGAAUGGCAGUGGUCUUCAGGUGAACCUGCGCUCUAUCUGAACUGGGCUCCUGGACAACCAGAAGGCAGUUUUUGUGGUAUGAUGAAAAAUGGAAAGUUUGAGGAUUUGCCAUGUACUGAUGUCCGAAAUUUCAUCUGCGACAACACAAACACAGGACUCGUCUUUAUCAAUCAGAUGAAGAGUUGGAGAGAUGCUCAGAGUUACUGCAGACAGAAUCACAUUGAUCUGGUCAGUGUGAGAAACCAGGAUGAGAAUCAACAGGUUCAGAAGAUCAUUAGUGAUAAUAAUUUAUCUGGAUCACAUGUCUGGAUCGGUCUGUUCAGAGUCAGAGAUCCAUGGCAGUGGUCAGAUCAGAGUGACUCCUCAUUCAGAGACUGGGACACUGUUGAACCUAAUAAUCAGGGAGGUAAUGAAAACUGUACAGUUGUGAAACUGAAUGCUCAGGGAAAAUGGAACGACAUCUCUUGCACCAGUCAAUUUCCUUUUGUGUGUCAUGAAGGUGAUUUCUGCUUGUGCUUUGUUUGGUUUCCAGAUAAACUGAUUGUGAUCAGAGAGAAUCUGACGUGGUCUGAAGCUCUGAGAUACUGCAGACAGAAUCAUGUGGAUCUGGUCUCGGUUCAUUCAGAAGAGAUUCAGCGUCGUGUGAUGAACGUGGUUAAACGAGCGUCUACUGCGGAGGUGUGGUUGGGUUUGCGUCACUCCUGCAUUUUGGGCGUCUGGUUCUGGGUGAGUGGAGACACUGUGUGCUAUCAGAACUGGGCUCCAGGGAACGGUACAUCAGAGGAGGACUGUGAACACACAGUGAGAUCUGGAGCAGUUCAGUCUGGAGGAGAUCAGCGCUGGAUCAGCCGUCCUGAGACUCACAAACUCAACUUCAUCUGCAGCAGAUAUUAAGAGUGAAAGGAUGAACAGAACUUCAUGUAAGAUAAGAAGUGCUUGUGUGUUUACUCCCUUUAACUUCAUUUUCAUUCAUCACUUUGUAAAGGAAUAAUUUGAACAGUUUUUGUCUCAACAGGCAGUCGCACCUGAGGGUUAAAAAUA
This is a messenger RNA of Cyprinus carpio (common carp), 1287 nucleotides long. Its product is annotated as C-type mannose receptor 2-like. Lineage: Eukaryota; Metazoa; Chordata; Actinopteri; Cypriniformes; Cyprinidae. The record is from RefSeq and is a predicted model, not a curated record. Bases 1 to 1140 code for a protein of 379 amino acids. The transcript is spliced from 4 exons.